Aspergillus calidoustus is the source of this 1248-nucleotide messenger RNA. Lineage: Eukaryota; Fungi; Ascomycota; Eurotiomycetes; Eurotiales; Aspergillaceae. The record is from the annotation of a GenBank genome assembly.
AUGACUGUUCUCACCGUGUCCCCAGUUCCCCCGGACGAGAUCUUCGCCCUGAACCGCGCCUACACCAACGAUGACUACCCGCAAAAGGUCAACCUCGGUGUAGGUGUUUACCGCACCAACGAGGGCAAGCCAUGGCCUUUGCCCGUUGUCGAGGAAGCAGAGAAGCAGCUUGUCGAGGACAACAACCUCUUCCGCCAUGAGUACACAGCCAUUGAGGGCGACAUUGCCUUUCUCCCGCUGGCACGGGACCUGAUGUUCGGCUUUGACUCCAAAUCCACCUCCGCAAAAGACGAAGCAUUGAAAGCACGCAUUGGCACCGUCCAAACGGUCGCGGGAACCGGCGCAAACCACCUCGGCGCCAUCUUCCUCGCGCGCCACAUGAAGCCUAGAACUGUCUGGCUCUCCAACCCUUCCUGGGCUAACCACCUCACCAUCUGGGAACUCGCCGGCGUUCCCCGCAAGACAUACCCUUAUUACGCCGCCGCCACACGCUCCUUCGACUUCACCGGCAUGAUGUCGACCCUCGAAUCCGAAGCAGAGGAAGGCGACGUCGUUCUUCUCCACGCCUGCGCCCACAACCCCACAGGGCUAGACCCCAACAAGGAGCAAUGGAGAGCCAUCAUCGACCUCUGCGAGCGCAAGCGCCUCUUCCCCUUCUUCGACUCCGCCUACCAGGGCUUCGCCUCGGGUUCCGCAGACGAAGACGCCUGGGCCGUCCGCUACGUCCUCAACGAGAAGCCACAGAUGGAAAUGUGUGUUGCGCAAUCCUUCUCCAAGAACUUCGGCCUCUACGGCCAGCGCGUCGGCGCAUUCCACUACGUCCUCAACGACGGCUCGCAGGAUCUCCGCGACACGGUCGUCGUUAACCUCUGCCACCUCAUUCGCGGGGAAUACUCGAUGGGUCCGACGGCCGGCUGCAGCAUCGUGAAGAAGGUCCUUACGAGCCCUGAGCUCACCGCGCAGUGGCACGAUGAUCUCAAGACCAUGAGCUCGCGCAUUAUCUCCAUGCGCCAGGCUCUGUACAAUGAGCUCGUUCGUCUCCAGACGCCGGGGACGUGGAAGCAUAUCGUUGAACAGAACGGAAUGUUCUCCUACACAGGCCUAACUCCGUCGCAAGUCUACGCGCUCAAGGACAAAUACCACAUCUACCUCCUAAAGUCCGGGAGAGCCUCGAUCAGCGGGCUGAGUCCGAAGAACGUAAACUACGUUGCGAGGGCGAUUGAUGAGGUUGUGAGAAACGUCAACUAA